Messenger RNA from Monomorium pharaonis (pharaoh ant), 2674 nucleotides. RefSeq names its product digestive organ expansion factor homolog. The transcript is spliced from 2 exons. The record is from RefSeq and is a predicted model, not a curated record. Gene Ontology annotation, cellular component: small-subunit processome; nucleolus. NCBI's taxonomy places the organism in Eukaryota, Metazoa, Arthropoda, Insecta, Hymenoptera, Formicidae. Gene Ontology annotation, biological process: maturation of SSU-rRNA from tricistronic rRNA transcript (SSU-rRNA, 5.8S rRNA, LSU-rRNA). Bases 197 to 2536 code for a protein of 779 amino acids. Gene Ontology annotation, molecular function: rRNA binding; U3 snoRNA binding.
GCGCAUAGUAGUAUAUAAUCGUAGCCAUUCCUCUCGAUAUGAACGAGUCGAUUGCAAACAGCUACAGCACAUGAAAUCGUGUGCACGUGAGUUUAUGUAUAUGGAAACAGAAGUAUGUAACUAAUUAUCCAAAUUUUUGGAUAUUUUUAACGUAGCAAUACACGUGUGUAGAUGAAAUCACAAUUGCAUCGUCCCGAUGGCUCCAAUGGGAAAGCGUGGUAAGAAAAGAAAGUUUAACGAACGUAACACACAAAAGCGACCGAAGACGAAAAAGGAAAAGUUCGACUUUCGGAAUGCCUCUUAUGUGAAAGAGCGUAAAGCAAAAAAUGAUGAGAUUGAGGCUCGUAGGCGAAUAGCGGAAGAGGAGAAAAUACGUCAGCGACUCGAAGAGACUGAUAGUUCUGAAGAGGAAGAGGUAGAUCAUUGGUUACUCUAUUUAUCCAAGUUAUCUGGCUACAAACACAAAAAUUUAGUGAAUAAACUAAAAAAAUCAAUUGUGACUAGUUCGGAGAGUGAAAACGAAGAUUCCAACACACAGAAAAAAGAUGAAACAGAUAAGGAUAGGAAGAAAAGAAAGAAGAAAGGAAUAGAAGGAAUGAAAAGGCACAUUAAAGAAGAAAAGAGUGAAGAAUCUGAAGCAAACGAUGAAUCUUCUGAUCAGAAUGAAGAGAUUACAGUUCGCACAAAAGUGGAUGACUAUGAAGAUGCUGAGACUGCCCAGGAGGACAUUGGUCAUUUGAGAGAUCCGUUCUCUUUGCAUUUACGCAAUGAUAUGGAUGAUGAACUGUAUAAAGCAGUCUCUGCAACGCCACCAAAUAUAGAAACUACAACGUUAUUGUGGCCCACACUGGGAAAUCUGGUAUGUCAAAUUCCAAAACCAGCUGUUGAUCCAAACAAUAAAGCAACAAAAGUAAAAAAGCUCUUGGAUGAUGGUGAGAAACAAUAUACAAAUUAUGGUAAGGUUCCAACUCUGAUAGAGGAUGUUGACUGGAACAAAUUACAUGUAAAAUUACAAAUUCAGAAUAAUUUAAUCAAAGCUAAUUUUAAUAACGUAAAAAAUAUUGGAGAGAAAGAUUCCAUACCUAUGACUCCUCUUCAGAGAGAACUGUUUUCAGUGAUAAAUAAUUAUCAAGACUUGUAUUAUCCUGGAAGAACAUUUUCUAAUGCUGACGAGAUACGAUUCGUCUAUUGUUUACAUGUAAUAAAUCAUGUGCUGAAGACUCGAACAAAAAUACUACAUCACACUGCAAAGUUAGCAAAGUCUAAUCGUAAUGGUAUGGGAGAGGUUCCAGAUGAAUACAAGGAUCAGGGUUUAGUGAGGCCCAAGGUACUCAUAAUAGUGCCAUUUAAGCAUACUUGCUUGAAGAUAGUCGAGAUGUUUAUCUCAAUCUUAUUUGGGGAAGAUAAAGGCGGUUCUGUCGUCAACAAGCUGCGGUUUAUGGAAGAUUUUACUGGAAAUGAGUUGGCGAUGCCCAAAAAGAAUCCUAAACCAGAAGAUUAUAAAAUGACAUUGCAAGGAAAUCUUGAUGACAAAUUCAAGAUAGGCAUGGCGCUUACUAAGAAGACCCUUAAGUUAUACACGAAUUUCUACUCUUCCGACAUUUUAAUCGGUUCCCCAUUGGGCCUCAGGAGAGUAAUAGGUGCAGAAGGCGAAGCGGUGCGAGAUUAUGACUUUCUAUCGUCCAUAGAAUUGUUGAUUAUGGACCAGAUUGACGUAGUUCUCAUGCAGAACUGGGAUCAUCUGUAUCAAGUGUUGGAUUACGUGCAUCUGCAACCCAAAAAGUCCCACGAUAUUGAUUACUCCCGUCUUAGAAGUUGGUGCGUAAACGGCUGGACGAAAUAUUAUCGACAGACGUUGAUCUUCUCUAGUAUCGAAACACCGUAUAUAAACACGCUGUUGAGCAAGAAAUGCUUUAACUACGCCGGCCAAGUGAAAGUAGCGAAUGCGUUAGAGCCGGGUUCGAUUCGCGACGUGACUAUCAAAGUUCCACAGGUGUUCUAUAGAUUUGACGCUUCCGAUCUUUGUCAGGCUAUCGACAACAGGCUGGAUUUCUUCCUGAAAGAGAUAUUACCUCGGUACACGGAUCCUAUAUAUAAUCACACGCUAAUCUACGUGCCGUGCUACUUCGAUUUCGUAUAUCUACGGAACCGCAUGAUGAAGGAGAAGAUGAGUUUCACGAUGAUCAGCGAAUACACCGAGGAUCGAAAGGUCGCCCGAGCGAGAGAUAUGUUCUUUCACAGCGAUGCACAUUUUCUCCUCUACACGGAACGUUGGCAUUUCUGGCGCAGAACGAGGAUAAAGGGUAUCCGUCACCUCAUAUUCUAUCAAUUGCCUACAUAUCCGCACUUCUACAGCGAAAUGUGUAACCUGAUGGAUAAUCUAUAUCAGAAUCCAAGGUCUGGCACGGAGUUCAAUAUGUCGGUGACUGUCAUUUACAAUAAGUUCGAUGCUCUAAUGCUUGCUCAAAUAGUCGGUCAGAAUAGAGCCGCUAAAAUGAUAGAAUCAGAAUCUAAAGUAUACACAAUUAAAUGUUGAGACUUGAAUUCUUUUCCUAUAUACAUGUAUGUGUAUAUAACACGUACAAAUAAUUAAAGUAAUUUACUGCGCACCAAUUACAAUAUCGACUUCCCUUUUUUGCCUAUUUUAAAUAAUUAAACAAAUAAAUUAAAUUAC